CGCUCAUUUUUUUGUGUGUGCAUUCGAGGCGGGAGGUAAUGCUGUGGGUUUCUUCGCAUCGCUCACCCGCUCCCACUCUCGACUGUAUUGAGAAUUUGCAAUGCUCGUGCAAUUUGUCGGUUGUUGCGAAGGAUUUUGCUUUGCGAUCCGUCAUUUGUCGCUACCUUGAGGAAAUUCUUAGUGAGGUUAGCGAGGAUCAGCUUUCUUUUUUCUUUUUUCUUUUUUUUGAUAUUAGGGUGCAUGAAGUAAUUUAGUCGUAAGGGAGAGAGGUUGAAAGCCUUUGAGGUGCUUGGUGGUAUUGGCGGCCAUGGCGUCGGAUUUGCGGAAGCGGAGGCGGACGGUGGAGGAGGAAGUGCCGCCGAGAGACAGAGAGAAGGAGAAGGCGGAUGAGGUGGAAGAAGUGAAGAGCAAAGGUUUGGGGUGGGGUGGAGCUUUCCUUCUCCUCAUGGUGGCCCGUUAUUACAGUGUUGUCUAUAAUAAUAUUCACGACUGCGACGAGGUGUUCAAUUACUGGGAGCCGCUUCACUACCUUCUUUACAAGUCCGGGUUCCAAACCUGGGAGUACAGUUCCGAAUUUGCACUGCGGUCAUAUUUGUAUCUGUUGCUUCAUGCUGUUGUUAGUGGACCUUCUUUGUUGCUGUCUAACGCAGGUUUUACUAAGAUGCACGUGUUCUAUUCGGUGAGACUCGCACUGGGUUUAGUAUCAGCGGCUACUGAGGCUACUUUAGUGAGUGCUGCUAACCAAAAGCUAGGACCAAGGGUUGGAAUGUACACAUUAAUGCUCCUUUGUGUUAGCAGCGGAUGUUUCAACGCAAGCACCAGUUUCUUACCGAGCACUUUCUCAAUGUAUGCAAUCACACUGGCAUCAGCACUGGUUUUAUUGGGAGGCAGACAUAAAGCAGUUGUUGCAAUUAGUGCAGCUGGAGUUCUUGUAGGCUGGCCUUUUGCAGCUCUGGCUGCUGCUCCAUUGGUGGUUUACUCGUUAAUAAGUGGAGGCUUUUUUCAUGUGUUCUUGGCCGGAUUGCUCUCAACGCUAUGUACAAUGGUUUUAUCGGUCCUGGCAGACCGCCACUUCUAUGGACGAUGGACGUCUUCGGUUGUUAAUCUGGUAUUCUACAACGUAUUCAGUGGAGAAGGAAGCACCUUAUAUGGAGUUGAAGGUCCAACGUUCUAUUUUUUGAAUGCGUAUAACAAUUUCAACUUCUCGUUUGUGCUGGCUUUACUGUCUCCAAGUCUGCUGUAUAUUGAAAGACGAGACUAUGACAGCCUUCCGCGUAAACCAAAUCGUGGAUAUCCCAGGCUGCUUGUUGCAAUUUCGCCCCUUUUCAUCUGGGUUGCCUUCAUGUCAUUGCAAGCGCACAAGGAAGAGAGGUUUCUGUAUCCAAUUUACCCGCUUAUUUGCUUGGCUGCAGCAGCAACGAUUGAGAGGCUUCAUGAUUUUCUUCCAGAAUCGUGGAAAUUGCAUGAAUACCUUUCUUGGAUCACUUGGUGGGUGAAGAGAGCUCGACCAUUGGUACUAGGAGGCAUUCUAGCGCUUUCUUAUUGCAGAACUUUGUCGCUGUUCCAUGGCUAUUCUGCUCCUAUGCAAGCUUACCGCCAUCUUCCUCCACUGAAUGCAAACACCACUUCUGAGGCGACUGUCUGUAUUGGCGACGAAUGGCAUCGCUUUCCUUCUUCGUUUUUUUUGCCCUCUUCACACUAUCAUGUAGCUUGGCUCAAUGAUGGUUUCACCGGACUUCUUCCUCGCCCUUUCGAUCCUGCCCUUGGAGGAACCACAGCCGCACCUCGACAUUUCAAUAGCAAGAAUAAAGCCUCAGCAGAUCAAUUUUUAGCGGACGAGAGCCUUUGUGAUUUUCUAAUUGAGCUCGAACUUAACCGGGAUGAUAGAACUUACAGAAGCCACAACAAAGAAUCCUGGAAGCCUGUGUACGAGCUCAGAUUCUUGGACAAAGAGUUGUCGCCUGCCAAAACUCGUGCCUUCUUUUUUCCAUGGAUUUGGGAAAAGUCGAACAAAUUUGGAACUUAUAGAUUGCUCAGGCGCAUGAACGAGAGCGCCAGUAUUUGAGCUCAAGGUUUUCUGCUUCUGCAAUGUGUUGUCUUACCAGAUAUUAGUUGAUUGCUUACAUGGACAUUUUGAAAUAUAUAUAUAUAUAUAUAUAUAUAUAUACAUUCAGAAGGCUUCAGAGGAGCCAAAAUUUUACCAAACAGUGUCUAGCGUAUGUUGGUCGUAAGAUGACCAAUCAUUCUUUAAAGUACUGUGGAUCUGCAGGAGCUGGGCCCCAUUUUUGGACAGUUUACCAUUUUAAAGUCCCCUACUUUUCUUUUUC
Physcomitrium patens is the source of this 2327-nucleotide messenger RNA. Its product is annotated as alpha-1,2-mannosyltransferase ALG9. Gene Ontology annotation, cellular component: endoplasmic reticulum membrane. The record is from RefSeq and is a predicted model, not a curated record. Gene Ontology annotation, molecular function: alpha-1,2-mannosyltransferase activity. Lineage: Eukaryota; Viridiplantae; Streptophyta; Bryopsida; Funariales; Funariaceae. Gene Ontology annotation, biological process: protein N-linked glycosylation.